UUGCAGUUCCGAGGAGGUAAAGUAAAAGGCGAGGAAGAAUAAAAGAAGGAGCGAGGGCGCAAGGCGGACAACGAAACGGAACGAGGAACGGGCGGCCCCAAAUGUCGACGGACAGGGACUCAGAGCGGCCGUCGUCUUCGCACUCACCAGCCGAGGCCGCGCAUCAUCGCGCGUCGACGUCGUCCAUGACGCCCGAUGCCGUCACCAGCUCGGCGAGCCCCCUGGCGGGCAUAACAACAACGACGAUGAAGACGACGAACCUCAUCGACGCCUCGCCGAUUCUCGACAUUGCCUUUUUGCACGCCAUUGCCACGCACCGGCCACUGGGUCCGCACAAGCACUUCAAUGCGGUGCCUGUCAUGCGCGCCCUCGAGCGGGCCGCCGUGCGCGAGCGCGACGUGCUCCUCGCCAACCGAAGUCGGCGCGGCCAGGGCGACAACGACGACGACGACGAGAGCAGCCUGAGCGAGGAAGACGAGGACGGCGAGGAAGGCGGUGGAGAGGAGGAUGGCGGCAGAAGCGGCCGGAACAAGAGUCGGGUCAAAAAGGAGAGUCCAGACGAGGAGGACGACGAGCAGCAAGCGGGCGAGCUGGACGCAUUGGCGCGGGACAACGAGGUCAAGCUUGUCGAUCGACAGGCAAUGUGGGCGAGGAUGGAGCAGCUGUACGAUAUGGCCGGCCUCGAAGAGCUGGAAUCGAUUGCAGUCGAGGCAGAACCGAGGAGCCCAUUCAAGCAUACUCCCCAGCACCCAGACACGCACCUCGUCGCCUCGCUCCACCCUUCGCUCAACUUCACCUAUGCCUCUCCAUCGGCCGCCAGUGGCCACAUGGCGUCGUCGUCGUCGUCAUCGUCAACGACGGCUGCGACGCCAGGACGGACGUCCAAAAAGGCCAGCCAGGCAUCGGACGGAAGUGCCGUCGUGCACUGGCCCGUUUCGUUUGGUUUUGGUAGCUGUAUGCGGCACAAGGGCCCGGCAGAAGGUGCCCUUCAGGCGCCAUCGAGAAAGAAAGCCAGGGGCAGCAAUACAGGCAGGGGAGCAGCGGUAGCAGCAACAACAGCAACAGCAGCGGGAAGCGAGAUGCAGGACGAGUUCCAGCUAGGGCCCUGGGAAGAGUUCCAGGACUUGAUCGAGGAGAGAAGAAAAGCUGGGAACGACGAAGAGGAGAAGCCGGGCCGAGACGAUCAGGAGGAAGAGGAAGCCGGAGAUGGAGAGGAUGACGAUGAGGAGACUGACGAAGACGGGGAGGAGCAGGAAGAGGAGCAGGAAGACGGCGGAGAAGGAAAGGAGGAAGAGGAAGAAGAAGAAGAAGAAGAGGACGAGAAACCAAAGGCCAAGCGCGGUCGUACUUCCAAGGGCAGGGGGGGAUCGUCGAGCGGCAGAGGUGCGGCGGCAGCCGCGAGCCGGACUCGCAGCGCAAAGCAGCCUCGCCGGUCUUCACGACGAUGAAGAAGGGGAAGCAAUGAUCAUUGAAGCAGAAUUGUUGUAGAAUACACUUGGUAAAAAGAAAGAGCUGGAGGAGCACUUCCAUGCGAGCACUUGCGUUACCGACGGAAAAGUUGAGAGCCGUGAAGGAGUAAAGUGAGCAUGGCAAGGUGCCAAGGGAGGUGCUGUCCCACUUCCAGGAUCUGGUGACGGUAGCGAGCGACACCUUCGAGGUCGUGAAAGGAGUUCGCCAUUCGACGCAUGCGCUCGUCGAGGCUGUGUUCGAGAUCGUCGUUUGUCCCCUUCUCGAGGCGGGACAAUGGGUUG
This is a messenger RNA of Acaromyces ingoldii, 1751 nucleotides long. RefSeq lists its product as hypothetical. The record is from RefSeq and is a predicted model, not a curated record. NCBI's taxonomy places the organism in Eukaryota, Fungi, Basidiomycota, Exobasidiomycetes, Exobasidiales, Cryptobasidiaceae. The transcript has 3 exons. Gene Ontology annotation, biological process: regulation of transcription by RNA polymerase II. Gene Ontology annotation, cellular component: NuA4 histone acetyltransferase complex; nucleus. The coding region runs from base 102 to 1448 and encodes 448 amino acids.